AUGCGGGGGCCUACCUAUUCGGAGGCUGACCUGUUGGCUCUGAAAGAGUCCCCAUUAGUCAAGAAGCCCGAUGGACUGCCUUCAAUCUCACAAUGGAUGGACGUGCCUGCCGACCAAAACACCAACAGUGGCCAUGCCAACAACAAUAACAACAACAACAACAACGGCAGCAUGCGUCGCAUUCGGGGCGCUCGAGACGGAGAAGGGGUCACGCCAAAUGAGCAGCGGCCGCUGAUCAACCCCAUGGGUCAAUUCGGUCGGCGUCAGAGCAUGCGUAAGUCUUCUGAUGUUCAGGGCAUCAAGGCCGCUAUUGACGCGCUUUUUGUAGAACCUGGCGAAGAGACGGUGCUCGGCCCCCCAAAGCUAGCCUUCCUCUCAGCACGCACCCCAGCCAAGGGAACGGGCGACGCAAAGGAGCGAACAGGCUUCACUUCCACAGAUGGAGACAAUAUUGGCGACCGCUUCCCAAAGAACGAUCGGUGGACACGGGACCGCGAAAACGACCGGAACCGAGACAAGGGCUACGCCAAUGGCCGUCGCGUUCCCCGAGAGGACGGUGAGGGCUGGACAAACGUCAAGGGACGUAAGAGUCUGGGCCAGGAGGACUUUGAGCGCUUCCACCGCAACGGCGACCGCAAUCGCGACAAGCACGAAGGUGACCCUGAGAUGGAUGUAGCCCCGCGCCGUGGCAACCGCGAGCGCAACGAACCGCGCUGGGGUCGUCGUGAUGAUAAGGAUGAGGGUAUAAAAACUGGUGUACAGGGCGGUUGGCGUGAACGCGACCGAGACCGAGAACGUGACAACGGCCGCGAGUGGAACAGGGGCGGCAACCGUGCAGGUGGAGAAGAAGAUCCAGAAUGGAUGGACACCAAGGUGGAGAAGAAGGAGUUCAAGCCUCGCACACAAGAGGAUUUCCAGCGCUGGAAGGAGCAGAUGAGGGCCAAGGAUACACCAGCUGGCGAAAAAGAGGAAUCGAGAGAGGUGCCAGCCGAGAUAUCUACAGCCGUCUCCAUUACCGCUCCGCCCAUGUUGACCGCACCUCUGCACACGCCUUCCGGAGCCGAGCCUACACAGGGCAUUCUCUUCGGAAACUGGGGUAGAGACAAGUCGGUAGAUAUCCCACCAGCAGAGAUCAUCUCGGCGAAACCCAAGCCAGACAAGAAAUCGAGGUUCAUGACCAUGUUUGCGAAACCAGAAGAGCAAGCACCACCCGGCCAAGCCCCAGCCCCAGCCCCUGCGUCUCCAGCACCCGUCAUGGAGGCCAACGCCGACAAAGAAGGAUUCCAGCGCAUUCUUCAGAUGCUUGGUCAAGUCAGUACCGGCCCAUCCCCAGGACCCCAACCUCCAACGACCAUGCCUACACCGACGAAUGGUAUGAGGCAUGGUGGAGGCAUAUCGUUAGACUUCCACCAGCAAUCGCCGCCGCCAGAUCCGCAGCAUGGUAGGCCACCACCAAGGACACUCGAACAGCAGAGUAUACUGGAGAACAUCCUGGCUCCACGUGCUGGCCCACCUGAGUCUCGGCCUUUACAACAAUCACGCUUCAGCAGCAUGUCGCCAGAGAAUGCGAUGUCUGAUCAAUUCAGGCCUCCACGCCCCGAUUCGAGUCACCCAGAAGAUCACUUCCCCCACCAGCCUCCGCCGCAACGUAACGGUCCUCAAGACGCCAAUCUCGCAGCUUUGUUGAACAGUCGCGCGCGCGAGGAAUCGCAACGUGACCAAGCGACAAAACAGCGUGAGCGGGACUUCCUGCUGAACCUGAUGCAGCAACCUUCCCGCGGCACUCCACCUCAAGUACAAGGCCACAACUUGCCUCGCCCGGCCCAGGAAGGUCACAACAUGGCCUUUUUCGAUCAGCAAAGACAGCAGCCUCAGAUGCCGGUUCAGCACCCACCCAAGGGUCGCGGUGUUCUACCCCCCGGCUUCAUGGAAGACCCUCGCAUGUUCUCAGAGAAUGAAAUGAUGCGUCGUGAUGCGGCCGACCGCCAGUUAGAGCUUCAGCAUUUGCAACGAUUACAACAACAGGACGCCAUGCGAGGAAAGAACCAACGCAUGCCAAUGGGAUAUCCUACCCCCGAGGAUCCACUUAUGGGCCUUCAGCGCCGUAGCACUGGAGGUGACCCGCGCAUGCCGACCAACAUGGGCAUUCCUUCGCAGCCUGUACCGGACAUGCCAUAUAUGGGCGGACGCGGCCAACCAGGAAUGCCGCCAACACCUCAAGAGCGACCAAACAUCGCUCCUCCGCCUGGGUUCGGUGGUCCAAUGCGUCAACCACCUGGCCUUAAUGGUCCUAAUGGUCCUAAUGGUCCUAAUGGCCCUAAUGGUCAACAAAUGGGCCCUGGAGGACCGAGCUUCUCAGCUGGCAACACGCCGCUUGGUCACCCCCCUGGCUUUCCGCCUGCUGGCGGUAUCCGAGGAUUGGGCGGCUUUCCAGGCGGACCUGGAGGACCUGGUGGCAAUGGCAUGCAAGGUCCACCAGGCUACUUUCCACCUCCCGGCUACGGCGGACCCCCAAUGCCUGGCAUGCGAGGUGGCGAAGACCCACGCAUGAUGUUCGAUGGCCAAUUCGGUGGGCCUCCACGCCAGCAGCCAGGUCGUCCUGGACCACCCAACAUGUACUAG
Messenger RNA from Alternaria atra, 2622 nucleotides. RefSeq lists its product as uncharacterized. The record is from RefSeq and is a predicted model, not a curated record. Bases 1 to 2622 code for a protein of 873 amino acids. NCBI's taxonomy places the organism in Eukaryota, Fungi, Ascomycota, Dothideomycetes, Pleosporales, Pleosporaceae. The transcript has a single exon.